GGAGGGGGGAGUGGAUGACAGGGGCGGGGUGGGCGUUGGGAGGGAUGCGCACGCUCUUGGCGUGGAAGGGAUGCUGGGCGGCGUGAGACAGUAGGGGUCGAAGCCGCGUCAUUAGAGGACGUGUGUCAGUGUGCCGUCCGACCCCUCGAUCUGUCCUUCGUUUAUUCCAGGGAAUAUUUUAGGCUUAAUUGUAAAGAAUAAGAAGAGAGCUUUGUGGUUGGUGAAUGGUGAGCAGCACCGAGGAAGUAGUGCGUAGGAGCUCUUGGAUGGAUGAAAGUGAAGCCUACGGUCACCUGUAGCUCCUUCGUUGACAUCCACCUUCCCCCCCCUCACUUAUUUGCCCCUCACUAGUUGCAACACUACUGAUUCCUGAAAACAUCAUCCAUUUUCGUGCAAAUUACGACACAUCUCACCAGAAACUCACCAGAUGCACCUAGGAUUUAAAGGUGACCCCGGCAAGUGAUGUGGUCCUCCUCUCUUCCUCCGCUUUCAACAGCCUCCCAUUCUCAGGUGCCACGAGAAUGCUUCAAGUUAUGUUGUCUUAUUCAUCUGCUAUAACUGCUAUGGACCUGACCUGAUAUCCCUGAUCCAAUCAAAAGUAUUUCGAUCCGGCAUAACCUUCUACGAGGAUAAUGAAGGUUACGUGAUUCUCUACGAGUCGAAUCAAGCACGAGUUUACAGGUGCCGACUCUUCUGAACACUCGGCAGCACCAGCAAAAAAGAGAGAAGAAGGAAGAAGUGGAAGAGAAGAGAAAGGAGGAGCAAAAGAAGAAGGAGGAGAAGAAGAAGGAGGAGGAGGAGGAGGAGGAGGAGGAGGAGGAGGAGGAGGAGGAGGUAAAAGAGGAAAGGACAUACAAAAAGGAAAAACAGGUAGUCGCCAGACCCUCAGCUGCAUCAUGGCCCAUCAGGUGGAGCGGCAGCAGCAACAGCAGCAAUGGAGUCAACAGUGUAAUCUUCGUAUAUAAGACGAAUAUGCGUGCAAUCACUGUCAACAGCAGCUCAACUAUCUGCACAUCCAUAGAACAAUUUAAACACCAAAAAGCUCGAUAACGUGUAUAAUAGCACUCUGAAAUCUCGGAAAAUUUACAUAAUUACUGUGCCGUGCGGCCCCCCACCAUCAUGUACUCAGGGGCCCUCAUGUCAGCCAAGCUCCGUCAGGCAGCGAUGGCAGCAGCUGGACCUGCCUUACCACACCGAAGUGAAACUCUGAAGCCUCGUCGCUCGCAAGCUAGGCGACAAUGGUCCAUCCAAGCUGUAAAGGGUAAAGUGACCACGAGAUGCCUCUGGAAUGCCUGCAAAGCUCUCACCGUCGGAGUGCUGCUCAUUCUGGUGGGUGCUGCUAUGGCCACAAUAGGUUACUAUGCGGAAGAAGAACAGCUGAGACUACAAGCCCUGUAUGAAGCUGAGGAGGGUGUCGAGGGGGACCCGGUGAUAGUGGAUAAAACGGUGCCUGCAUACAUGCUCCCGCUGCCACCACACCAUUCAACUGGUCGCAUGGCAUCCAUCAACUCUUCAGUGGUCAGCAACACAACAUCUACUAUGUCCACUAUUCAUAACGACAACGUGGGCGAUAAUGACACUACCAGCAGCCGCCCUAAGAUGGGUCACAUCUUUACAAAAGAUACUGGCUUCGGUCUUAAUAAGCUUUCUUAUGUUGGGCCUAUUGUGAUGGGCUUUGGAGGUUUUGUGAUUGUUGCUGCUUGCGUAAUGACCUUCGAAGCCCGAGACAGUGCAGCCAAGAUCGUUCCAGCCAGGUUUCGCAAGCCAUAUCCGGAGCGCAGCAGUGGAAGGGAUGAGGAGAUCGGAGUACGUCACUCCGCUUGUCAAACUAAGUGGGAAGCACUUUCUUUGUGUCACCAUUCGCAGCAGGAUGGGACUAGCCCUGCUCUAGAAGAUCCUUUCAGGUCAGAACUCUCUCGACGUGCCAUGACCUUUGCCUUUAUCCAAUUUUCCAAGACACUACAAACUAGCAUUGAUUCUUCAGCUGAGUACUACGAUGGGCGGCGUGGGUCACGACCACACCUUGUCAAGUGUCCCUCCGCUCCCUCACUAGUGCCACCAUUCCACAAAAGUGAACGGCGACUAGCAGAGCCUCCCCGAGUGUUACGGGUUGCAGCUCGACCCUCUCAACCACCAACUAGCCCACCGCGACCCAGCCUGGCGCCGAACAGCCUACCCCGCCAAACCAUGUCAGUUGACAACCCAGCUGUGCGGGAGGUUUACUCUGCUACAGCAUACCCUGCUUUUAUUGGAACACGCGGAGAAGAGGAAAUGGAGCUGGGAGCUUCAGCAACAGGUGUGCAUGAGGCCGGCAGUGGAAGCCAGCCCUCUCUGGCUUUGGAUCUCCAUUUGCCGCAAAGUUGCCCCAUUACUUUGGAAGUGCGUGACCAAAGCCGUUCCCCUAGCAAUCCUAGAGAAGACCUCCCCACCCCAAACCUUCCAGGUCUCAAAGUAGAUAAACAAACUUCCACCAGUGACCACCUAACUCUAGAGCUACUUGGUACUUCUCGUGACACCUGGGGUUCAAGAGACAUAGCAGUUCCCUCCAGUCGUAUCACGUCUGGGGGAUCAUUCAGGGAAUCUAGACGACCACGUCCCACUCGCCGUGUACGUCGAAGUGAAACUAUUGAUACUGCCAGUGUCGCCGCCUCUUCACGCCGUUCCCACCAUCAGCGCCACCAUUCUUCCAUCUCCGCCCGUAGUAACUCAUCGCGUAAUGGCACAGGUGGUUGUGCGAGUGGAGGUGCUGAGAGGCGAUUGCAACCCUCUCGGAGUGAAACGGCACGUCGCCAUCAGUUCCUGAGGCAACAUAAAGUGGAGACAGGUGGUUCACAAGAGGAGCUGCCCAGCCACAUCCAUGGACAUCAUCCACCUUAGUAGCUACCUCCUAACCCAAGGAAUCAUACCUAGGUUCUACCCUGAAAAUUUCUUCCCACUUUACGCCUUCUCUUAUGCAAUAAUAAUGAACACUUAACAUGAAAUGGCUGUCUCCUCUACACCUAUCACAGUCAUGCGAGCAUUGUAAUUGUUGCAGGAUGGUAAUAUCAGCAACACCGUUGAUGGGACAGAAAGAAACCAUGAGGCGGGUUUGAUUGAUUUAUUCAUGAAGGGGAUGUGGAGUGUUUCAUUAACUCCCCUCCUUUUCUUACACAGAUCUUUCUUUCAGCCACAAUCACCAUUCCCUGCAGACUCAGAACAAAUUUGCGGGUUUUUGUUUAUUUCAAUUAAUGCAAGGAAUGGGAUGGAGAUCAAGACUGGGUGACUCUUUCUUAAUAUGUCAAACAUAUUGCGAAAAGAUAAUAAUACCUAAGCACGAGAAAACGCACAUUUGGAGGAGACUGUAGACACCUGCUCAAAGGAUGAUUACUCCCGGUGAGGUCUCAAGCACUGGACCGGUUUCAUACUGAAUCAAGAAAUGUUUUGAACCUUUUAAUGACCCUGCUGUGACUUCACUAAAUGUUUCCCUUUGUGUCUCACAACACAAGGGGACUGUCACAGCCUGCCCUAUCAAGACAACUCUCCUCCUUCACACAAAUCUGUAUGCACUUAAUACAUGCAUAUUUAAAAUUCUAAACUUAUAGGGCGAUUCCUACACCAAUCUCGGAGUCCCUAUCUGGGGAGGGACCACAAAUGUUCCAAGGUCAGACUGUUCUUCUUCUGGUAUCUACCCUAAGUGUCUUAAUACCCCAUCAACUUUUUCUCCUGCAACAUUCGCGGCCUUAGAUAUAAUUUUCAAUCUGUGGAAUACCAUCUCUCCUCACCAGAACACAGGUAUCUGAGGCAACUGACAAUAGCCCCUUCUCUGUUCCCCUCCUAUUUUCUCUAUCCUCAUUUUCAAACCAAAGCUGGAUGUUGUACCUAUGUGCGUAACGACCUAACUUGCUCUACCAUCUGGCUACAACUACAGUUACUCUCAAACUAAAUUUAUCUGUGCUGUAUACCUCUCACAUAACUCCUCUGACAAUAAAAAAAAUCUUCUUUGACUUCCUAACUUCCAUAGUAGAGCACAUCUUGACUCUCUUCCCUUUCAUGGAGAUCUCCAUUUUUGCAGACUUCAAUGUUGACCACCAGCUUUGGCUUUCCUCUCCCUUCACUGACCAUUCUGGUGAACUAGCCUUUAACUCUGGUAUUCUUCACGAAUUAAACCAAUUAGUGCAACAACCUAGUCAUAUUCCUGACCGUUUUAGAGAUAAGCCCAGCAUAUUUUAUCUUUCGCUAACCUCUAAUUAUUUUGCUUGUACUCUUUAGCAUACCAAUGUCAAAACCUUUCUAAAUCUAACUCCACUCGUGACUUCUGGCACCUAGCCAAAAAUAUAUAACUUUGCUUUUUCAUCUUCCCUCCUCUAUUUCAACCUGAUAACACCACUGCCAUCUCAUUUAUCUCUAAAGCUGAACUCUUCGCUCAAACCUUUUGUUAAAAUCUCUGUUUUAUGGUCUGACCGUUUAAUCCUGAGCGUUUGGGCGUUGUUCUUUCUGGGCAUUUCCCGGCCAGCAUCUAUGUCAAACUUGUACCAACAAACACCUCACAUCAGGUACUUACUACCUCAAAACCGAAUGGAGUUGUAGUAUAUACACAUUGUAAUCUUCUAAAGAGCUAAGUUAAUGGAGUAUAUGUUUAUUUUCUAAAUGAUAACUGUAUUGUGUUUUUGCAAACACCACAAUAUUUGGCAGCGUUUUCUCCCGGCGUUGUCAUGUUUCUUCGAGUGACUCAGUCAGGUCACACUGUCAGAGUGACCGUCUCAAUCCAUCGGUCACUUCCUCUUGCGCCGCGCGUGAGGAAGAAGUGAGAGAGAGAGAGAGAGAGAGAGAGAGAGAGAGAGAGAGAGAGAGAGAGAGACUCAGAUUUUUUCUCUAACUCAUAGACCUCUUUAAAAGAAAUAAAUUUGCGUAGAAUGGAAAUUCUGUAUGCAGAAAGAGAGAGAGAGAGAGAGAGAGAGAGAGAGAGAGAGAGAGAGAGAGAGAGAGAGAGAGAGAGAGAGUGGUGUGUAGGGAGUGAAGUUAUCACUGACCUUAGGCUCUAAUCCAGUAAUUUGCCCAGUACAAAGUUUGGCAACGCUGCAAGCCUAGAAAUCCCGAAAAGGACAACAUCUAAACGCUCAGGAUAAAAUGGUCACACCAUAGAUGAUUCAGGGCUUGUUCCUCCCUCUCCUCCACCCUCUGACUUUUUCAUGCUUGCCAUUAUGGCCCAUUUCAGUGAUGUUUUCCAUGCCCUCAGAUGGCUUAUGGACCUAAUGGUGCCCCUCCUAUUGUUCUCCAAAAACUGUGCCUCCGUUCUUGCAUCUUGCCUAAUCAGACUCUUUCAAAUCUGUCUAUCAACAUCUACCUUUCCUCCUUGAUGGAAGUUUGGCUACAUUCAACUUGUUCCUAAAGAAGAUGACCACUCUAAUCCUUCAAACUACCGUUUUAUUGCUUUAAUUUCCUUACUGAGUCUUAGUCAUCCUCUUAUAUGAAUUUUGGUGAAACUUUCACUGUUGCCUUAGACAUAUCAAAAGCUUUUGAUAGAGUCUGGCAUAAAGCUUCGAUUUCCAAACUGCUCUCCUACGGCUUCUAUCCUUCUCUGGAACCUCAAGUUUCCAUUCUGAUCAUUCUAUUGCUGGUGUACUAGAUGGUCACCAUUCUUCCCUUAAGUCUAUUAACAGUGGUGUUCCUCAGGGUUCUGUCCUGUCACCCACUCUCUUCCUGUUGUUCAUCAAUGAUCUCCUAAGGCAAACUUCUUAUCUUAACCACUCUUAUGCUGAGAUACCAUCCUCUUUUUUAGACGUCCAAUCCUUCGGGAAUUAAGCAACUCACUCAGGGAAGCCACAGAACGCCUGGAUUCUGAUCUCUCUGAAAUUUCUAAUUGGGGGCAGAGCAAACUUAGUAAUGUUCAAUGCCUCAAAAACUCAAUUCUUCCAUCUAACAACACAACACAAUCUUCCAGGUAACUAUCCCCUCUUCUUUAGUUACACUCUACUGUCCUCCUUUUCUACAUUGAACAUCUUUGAUCUGUCCCUCUACUAAUAAUCUAAACUUAAACUUAUCUGUCUCUUCUCUAUUCUCUAUUUCGUCUCUAGCUUAAACAGCUUCUAUGAAGUCAGGCGUUCUGAGUCAUCUCCGCCAGUUUUCUCAACCCUCCCCGUCCCCCCCCCCCACCUCUACAGCUGCUAACUCUGUACCGGGGUUUUACCCGUCCAUGUAUGGAGUACACAUGGGACGUAUGGCGGUACGGAGAGUUCCACUCAUGCCGCUAUUUUAGACGGUGAAAUCAAAAACAUUUCGUCUUAUCAACUUCUCUCCUCUAACUGACUGCCUUCAGUCUCUCUCUCAUCGCAACAAUGUUGCAUCUCUUACUAUCUUCCACCGCUAUUUUCACGCUGACUGAUCUUCUGACCUUGCUAACUGCAUACCUACCCUCCUCCAGCAGCCUCGUUGCACACGACUUUCUUCUUUCUCUCACCUCUGUUCUAUCCACCUUUAAUGCAAAACCAGUGUUCUCAAUCGUUCAUUCCUUUUUCUGGUAAACGCUGGAACUCCCUGCCUGCUUCUCUAUUUCCUCUUUCCUAUGACCUGAACUCUUUGAAAAGGAAGGUACAGAAACCCAUUUUUCGAUGAUCGUUUUGACUGUAGUAGGCCUUAUUUAUAGUGUUUUGUUGCCCUUAGCCAGUGUCUCACUAACAUAAAAAAAAAUAUAUAAAAAAAAUACGCGCUUAUUUACAACUUCCCACUUGACUACUUAUUGUAUUGAAUACAAAAGAAAAAAAGAACAAGAAAAUAUGCAUCAUCCCCAAUAAUAAUAAUUCAGCUAGCUGAAACUAUGACUGAAUCAUGUCAAGCUCCAUUGCAGGUUUAUCGUCAUCCACAACAUCCUGAGCAAUGGUGGCUGAAAAACAGAUGGAAUACCGUGUGAGAAAAGAUUUAGUGAUGAUUUAGCAAUGUGGUAAAAGCUGGAACUGAAGAGCUGGAAGGUAUGAGUUGCCUAAAGGAAAGUGGUGCAAAUAAAAGCUGAGAGAUGAUCGUUGAGAGGAAGUGAUACGAGAUACAAAAUAAGAGUUAAGAGGCAAGAAGAAAGAAUUGGGAUGUUAGAGUUAAGAGAAAGGAGAUAAGAAUUAGAAAGAGGGAGACUGAAAUUAAGAAAUUAAGACCCUAUUAAUACAAGGUAAUUCUAGUCUCACGACUGCAGUAACCCGACUGCGAGGACAAAGUAAGUCAAUGGAGGUGUUCACACGCAGUCGCUCUAUUUUCUCAAUCUCGUGACUCGAGGUACGUAUGCUUCAAUGACAGCAUACACAUAUAGGGCGGGAAUCACCACGAUCUCAAAGUGCUGGAGAUCUUCUACGAUUCUGGAGACAAGCAGGAUAAUGAAAAUGGUAAGUGAAAGGAAUAGCAUUGUAUUUUCUUCUAUUUUGCUCAAAUCUUGUUACUAGGUCUCUAUCAUGCAGUUUAGAAACGUUUGUGAACUCACUCCCUCAUACACUUCUUCAAUGUUUGGCCUUGAGGUGUGGGCGUGGGGUCUGUGUCAUUCGAUGGCCACCCCUGAGUGUAAGCAGCUUUAUAUGUGUACAUUUUCUGUAUACAUGUUAAUGGCAUUAUCACUUUUAUUAUUAUCAUUAUUAUUAUUAUUGAUCUUGUUGCUGUUAUUUUUGUUGCCGUUAUUAUUAUUAUUUUCUUUUAACUAUUAUAAUCAUUAUUAUUAUCAUUAUUAUUAUUAUUAUUACUAUUAUUAUUAUUAUUAUUAUUAUUAUUAUUAUUAUUAUUAUUAUUAUUAUCAUCAUCAUCAUCAUUAUUACCAUUGUUAUUAUUUUCAUCAUCAUCAUCAUCAUCAUUAUCAUUAUCAUUAUCAUCAUCAUCAUCAUCAUCAUCAUCAUCAUCAUCAUUACAAUAAUAAUAAUAAUAAUAAUAAUAAUAAUAAUAAUGAUAAUAAUAAUAAUAAUAAUAAUAAUUAAUAAUUAUAAUAAUAAUAAACUCUGGUAAACUCUAAAGCUCCCUUCCUGCUUCUAUAUUCCCUCCUUCCUAUGACUUGAAUUCCUUCAAGAGGAAGAUUUCAAGACACUUAUCCUUUAAUUUUUGACGAUAGCUUUUUGACUGUUCGGGUACAGGUAACGCAGAAGGAUUGUUUUUCAUUAUAAUUUUGUUGCCCUUGGCCGGUGCA
This is a messenger RNA of Scylla paramamosain (green mud crab), 8128 nucleotides long. RefSeq lists its product as uncharacterized. Lineage: Eukaryota; Metazoa; Arthropoda; Malacostraca; Decapoda; Portunidae. The transcript has 6 exons. Bases 1120 to 2877 code for a protein of 585 amino acids. The record is from RefSeq and is a predicted model, not a curated record.